GGGCGGGGCGGGACCCGGCGGGCUUCGAGCGGCGGUGGCUGGGGGUAUUCGGCGGACGUCUCGGCUCAAUGGGGUCCCGUAGCCUUUGUCCUGCUUUAGGGGGCAGCCAGCCUCAGGCCUUGGGGGUCAGCGCGCCCUUGGCUUGGGGUGAGGGGGUGACAAGCCGGGGCGCCUGUGUCCAGGCUGGCACUACGCUCGGGUCACCUUUUCCUGCGCGCGGGGAAAACCCUCCCCCGCUUUUGCAGUGGGGCCGAAAGGGGGCCGAGGUCACAUCCCGCCUCGGUGCCCCCGCCCCAUUUCCUUCUGGAAUCCUGACGUUGGGGCGGGAGGGACCGGACCGACAGACCGCGGGACGGACGGAACUCCCUCCCGGAGUGCAGGCAGGAAAUGGGCGGAGCCUGCUUGGCCGGGGCAGGUGCCGUGCGGGCUGAGGAGUCCGACGGGUUUCCCCGGACUGCCGCGCGCUUCUGCACCAGCCCCGCCGCUCGAGGCCCUGCAAAGCCCGGAGACCACGGCGCCUGUCCGCUGGAAGGCGCGGGCUUAGAAUAAGCCUUUUCCCACAGCACUAGGGGCUACCUCGGGGCGGUGGCCCACUGAGCACACCCUCUGCUGACCCCAGACCUCAAAUUUGGGGUCACCCAGGGGUCCGGUUCCUGAAAGUUGCAAGAAUGGGGGCGGAAGGUGCUAUGUCUCAUAAGUCUUACAGGGGUGGGAGGACGGGGAAGUAGGAUGUGGUUUUCGCCGAUACUUAGACCUCCUAGACACAUCCCCAACCCCUGCCCUGGGUGUGGAGUGGGUGGCUCAGUCUGAGGCUGGGAGGGUCUCUCACUCUAGGGUGGAUGGGAUGAGGGCCCUAGCGUGGGAACCUCACCUGCCCUGCUAAAGGCCUGGGUGCUAUAAAGACAGGGGCAGGCCUGUGCCCACCUUCUGUCUCCCCACAGGCUCUGUUCACUUGCAGACACCAUACAGAGCCUUCAUUCAUUCAUUCAUUCACAAUGAAUGUGGGGUGCCCCUCUGUAACCAGACCUGGAUCAAGACGCCUGCCUCCCCAGACUCAGGUCAGCAGUGCCCCCAGAGAUGAUGACAAAGCUCAGAUGAAACACUUUAAUGCAGUUACUGUGGGAAGAGGGAGCACAGAGCAUCACCAUGGGUCCCCAAGCAAUGGCUGCACCCCACAUACCUGUGCUGAUCUGCCCAUAUCCAAUGGGUACCCACCAUUCACAUGGCCGGUGUUGUCCCGGGCUGCAGGCCCUGGGGGGGGGGCGGCACAGCCGGAGAGCCCAGCGCGUGUUUGCGGAGUGAGCCCUGCUUGUCAAUUGGCCCACAGUUCAGGCUGUCAAUGAGUCAUAGUCAGUGGGUCGGGCCCCAACACCAGAUAGGGCUGUGUGAACUGGGUGCCUUCAAUGGCGACGGGCAAGCAGCAUCCUCAGCCCGGUUUCCCCAGCACAGACGACCUCCCCGGACUCGAGAUCUGCCUUUCCUCAAAGCAGGCCGUGUGUGCACUUCCUGGUCUGGUGUGGUGUGUGCAAGACUUGUGGGCCAGCCCAAGGCAAGGGUGAGGUCAGGGCUGUCCCAGGAUAGCUCCUCUUGUCAUAUGUCUCAGGUUCCCUUCCCUAGAGGGCACAUCCUCUGAUCUAAGAAUCCAUCCCGCUCCCCUGGGUGAGGGCUGUAGACGUGCAAGAUGAAAGGUGUUUCCAGUUCUUCUCUUUUUGUGCUGGGUGAGGUCCUCAAAACAGGUCCUGCACACUUCCUUCUGCCUUUGGAUGCUUGGGAACCCCUCAUUGGGGAGAUGAUUUCCCGCACUAGUGUGGAGGAGAUGGAGCAGGGAGCUAGCUCUCAAGUAGAGGAAGCCUCUGGUUCUGCCCUUGACUGCCCUGACCAGGCACCCCCACACACAGCCACUGCCCACUUCAGCUUCUGCCGGACCCUCCUGGAGCACACAGUGUCAGCUGAGAGCAUCCCCUGCCACUUGCCUCGGACACCUGGCACCAGCCUCACGUGGCAUGACUCCCGCAGCCAGAGGGCAGCCAGCAGCAGGCCAAUCAAGCUCCUGCAGCAGCCCGGCACAGAGACCCCCCAGGGCCGGCUGUACUCUGACCACUAUGGCCUGUACCAUACAAGCCCCUCACUGGGUGGCCUGACCCGGCCCGUGGUCCUGUGGAGUCAGCAGGACGUCUGCAAGUGGCUCAAGAAGCACUGUCCCCACAACUACCUCGUCUACGUGGAGGCCUUCUCCCAGCAUGCCAUCACCGGCCGGGCACUGCUGCGGCUGAAUGCGGAGAAGCUGCAGCGGAUGGGGCUGGCCCAGGAGGCCCAGAGGCAGGAGGUGCUGCAGCAGGUGCUCCGCCUGCAGGUGCGUGAGGAGGGGCGGAGCCUGCAGCUGCUCAGCCAAGCUUCCUUCGGGAAAAUGUCCUAGCUGCUGCUGAGGCUUGAACCCAGACCCCAGCACUGUGAUGGGAGUCCACGGCUAGGGAGGAGGCCAAGCUGGCCCCGCAGCACCUCUUGGACCCUGCAGGAUGCCGGGGCAGCCAGGCUGGCCCAACGGACAGACAGGACCAGGAUCACACCUCCAGGCGCCUCUGGUUGGACAUUCCAGGUCGUGCCCUGGGGCUGGGUGGGUAGGGGGCUGCUUGAGUGUGGCCCCACCUCCUGGGACCUGAGCCCAAGCCCUCCCCUGGUGCAGCUGGCAGCAUGUGGGGCAGCUGCCUGGACCCAGAGCCAGUUUGGAUGUCCCCCCUAGACUCCCAGGGAGUCUGUUUAUUUACAUUCCCCUCUCCACGUGAUGUCCGUCCCCCAUUGCCUGCUGAGUCACUUGUCUGUCCACCCACCCAGCCCAGUUCUAGGUCGUUCCCCAGCACCUCCAGGUUGGCCCACACAGGUACCAUAAGCUGCCUCGGCUCCCUGUGGCUUGUGCCCAUGCACCUGCCAGGGCCCAGCAGGCCAACCCAUCAUCUAGAGUAGUGGCCAUCAGCACCUGCCUAACAGGCACCAUGCCAAGCACUUUCAUCAUUAUUUAUACAUCGUCACCACACCCCUCUAUUCAUGAGAAGUAAAGCUGAGAAAGGACCAGAUUGACCAAGUGCCAGAGACAAAAUGUGGCACAACGAGGACCCCAGCCCUGUCCAGGUGGCUCCGCGCCCAGGGCCCAGGCUUAGCAGUGCUUCCUGCCCUAUCUUUGGGAAAAUCUUGCUUUUAUGGUCUUCCCCCCUCUCGCCCUCAAGAACAAGGGCCUUGUGCGUGGGCCUUCCCAUUGCUGCUUUCCCAAGAAGGCCUGGAUUCAGGGGAGAGGCCUUCCCAGGGCCACUCCCCUUACACCCUCCCAGAGGCCUGAGCAACCCCUCUCUGGGUGGUUUGGGGCUGGCGCUGCCUGGAGGAAGGACAGUGAGGGCGGCCCUGGCCGCCUCCACCCUCUUGCGCCUCUGCCCUCUCCCAAUCCCCUUGUGGCUUCUGAAAAUCUCAGGGACAGAUGAGGCUGAGCCCCCAGUCCCCUCUGUGUGCUUUGAGCCUCCAGACUCAAGGCUGGUCACUGCAGGUCCCAGGUGGAAUUUGGACAACUGGCCUGGCCGCUCCCAUCCUGUAAGCCCCCACCACGGGGAGACCCUCAUCCCUGCCCCUGUGUGGCUGCGCAAGUAUUCUGCCCGCCUCCCACCAUCAGCCUUCGCCCAAGGGGCCCUUCUGCCUGUGCUUCCCUCCCUUCUCCUCUGUCUUGCCCUGGCCCACGCACGCCUGUCUCGUCUUCCUUGUUUUGCGCUCACUUUUUUAUACUCUGACCAAAAAAAAAAAAAAAAAUCAGAAAUAAAGCUGGUUCCCAAGUG
Messenger RNA from Gorilla gorilla gorilla (western lowland gorilla), 3815 nucleotides. It is a transcript of the gene SAMD10, whose product is annotated as sterile alpha motif domain containing 10. Gene Ontology annotation, molecular function: protein binding. The coding region runs from base 1682 to 2416 and encodes 244 amino acids. Gene Ontology annotation, biological process: cell surface receptor protein tyrosine kinase signaling pathway. The record is from RefSeq and is a predicted model, not a curated record. Lineage: Eukaryota; Metazoa; Chordata; Mammalia; Primates; Hominidae. Gene Ontology annotation, cellular component: cytoplasmic side of plasma membrane. The transcript has 4 exons.